Molecule: messenger RNA, 2117 nt
Organism: Raphanus sativus (radish)
Lineage: Eukaryota; Viridiplantae; Streptophyta; Magnoliopsida; Brassicales; Brassicaceae
Product: two-component response regulator ARR12
Exons: 5
Coding region: 174-1934 (586 amino acids)
Biological process (GO): cytokinin-activated signaling pathway; phosphorelay signal transduction system
Molecular function (GO): DNA binding; DNA-binding transcription factor activity
Source: RefSeq, a predicted model, not a curated record
UCACUCUCUCUCUCUAGACCCAUUCAUAUUUAAUCCAAUAAAUCUCAUUUUCCGUCGACGUUCCCUGCACACUUUCUCUCUCUCCUAGCUUUUUUUCGAGACACUUGCAAGAACAAGCAAAAGAAAAAGAAAAAAGAAAUCUCAACUUUUGAUUUCUUGGUCUGUCCGAGAAGAUGACUGUUGAACAAGAUUGUGUAGCCUUGGACCAGUUUCCUGUAGGAAUGAGAGUUCUUGCUGUUGACGAUGACCAGACUUGUCUUCGUAUCCUCGAAUCAUUGCUUCAUCGUUGCCAAUACCAUGUUACAACGACGAACCAGGCCCAAAAGGCUCUAGAGUUAUUGAGAGAGAACAAGAACAAGUUUGAUCUGGUUAUUAGCGAUGUUGACAUGCCUGACAUGGAUGGUUUCAAACUGCUUGAGCUUGUUGGUCUUGAAAUGGACCUACCUGUCAUUAUGUUAUCUGCGCAUAGCGAUCCAAAGUAUGUGAUGAAAGGAGUUACUCAUGGGGCUUGUGACUAUCUACUGAAACCGGUCCGUAUCGAGGAGCUGAAAAACAUAUGGCAGCAUGUGGUGAGGAGUAGAUUCGAUAAGAACCGUGGGAGUAAUAACGGCGACAAGAAAGAUGGAUCGGGUAAUGAAGGUGUUGCAAACUCUGAUCAGAACAAUGGGAGAGCAAAUAGAAAACGUAAAGAUCAGUACAACGAGGAUGAAGACGAGGAAAGAGAUGAUAACGAUGAUCCGUCAUCUCAAAAGAAGCCUCGUGUUGUUUGGACGGUUGAGCUUCACAAGAAAUUUGUAGCAGCGGUUAACCAACUGGGGUUUGAGAAGGCAAUGCCUAAAAAGAUUCUUGAUCUGAUGAAUGUUGAGAAGCUGACUAGAGAGAAUGUGGCUAGUCAUCUUCAGAAGUUUCGCCUUUACUUGAAGAGGAUCAGUGGGAACCAACAAGCUAUUAUGGCCAACUCUGACUUACAUUUCUUGCAAAUGAGCAAUGGACUUGACGGUUUUCACCACCGACCAAUUCCCGCUGGAUCCGGCCAGUUCCACGGUGGAGCCGCCGCCGCUGCGGGGAUGAGACCGUUCCCUCCAAACGGGAUUCUUGGCCGACUCAACACUCCUUCUGGAAUCGGUGGUGUCCGUAGCCUUUCUUCUUCUCCUUCUUCGGGAAUGUUCUUGCAAAACCCAACCGAUCUUGGAAAGUUUCACCAUGUCUCAUCACUUCCUCUUAACCACAUUGAUGGAGGAAACAUACUUCAAGGGUUACCAAUGCCUUUAGAGUUCGACCAGCUUCAGACAAACAACAACAAGAGCAUCAUCCCCGGGAACUCAAUGGCGGCUUUUCCUAGCUUCCCUUCAACACAACAAAGCUCCCUUCCUAAUAACAACAGCCACUUGGUUCUACAAGGUCACCCACAAGCAUCUCCUUCAGCCUUCCCUGGACACCAGAUCAAUAAACGUUUGGAACAUUGGUCAAACGCUGUAUCAUCAUCAUCCUCCACUCUUCCCCCUCCUCCUGCUCAAAACAGUAAUAGCAUCAUGAGUCAUCAGUUCGAUGACGGCUCAUCAAGCUAUUCCAUCCCAUUCUGUGACUCUACAAUUCCACUGGCUCCAGCCAUGGAUACAAAUCCACGAGCUUUCUACAGAACCACGGACUUGGAUUCAAAUGCAAAUGUGCAGCCUGGAGGAGUCUAUUAUGAUUCAUUGCAGAUGAGACAAUCAGGCAACUACGGUCCAACCACGGAUGCUUUGUUGAGUAGUAACGCCAAGGAAGGGUUCAUCGUGGGGCAGCAGAAGUUACAGAGUGGAUUCAUGGGAGCAGAAGCUGGUUCGUUAGAUGAUAUAGUCAACUCCACUAUGAAACAGGAACAGAGCCAAGGGGAUUUGUCGGAAGGUGAUUUGGGAUAUGGAGGCUUUAGCUCACUUAGAACAUGCUUAUGACUAUGAGAGAGAACAUUUAGACAACUCAGAACCAUCUUUUGUGAUUUGCUUUUGUCUCUUUCUUUCCCAUAUUUUCUUUGUAACGAAACUGUAAACUAUCUUCAUUUUUCUUUUUUUCUUAUUUUCCCACUCGUUAUAGCAAUUUAGGACUCCCAAUAAAUAAUAAAAGCGAAUUCAUAAAUA